Molecule: messenger RNA, 903 nt
Organism: Lactuca saligna
Lineage: Eukaryota; Viridiplantae; Streptophyta; Magnoliopsida; Asterales; Asteraceae
Source: the annotation of a GenBank genome assembly
AUGUUCGCCAGAAACCCCAUACGCUACACCGGUGGAAUUACUCAGAGGUUUUCGGACAUCGAUUUCGCAGGAAUGGAUAAGGAUGGGUGUGUUGCGUUCAUCGAAAGGUUCACUGGGGAAAAGUGUGAGAAGCUCUAUUACUGCCAACCUGAUAUUGAUUUUCCAAAAGGUUUGACUCUAAUUUGCAAUGACCCCGAUUAUUACGACUUCAUUGAAAUUGCAUAUGAAUGUGGUGUUAUACUCCCUAUGUAUGUAAACCAUUUUGGGGAUAGUAACAUACAGGAAUGGUUGGAUGAACACAAAGACGAGUUUGUUGGUAACGUUGAGGAAGAAGUACUUGAUGGUGCAGGACUGGUUAAGGAAGUUGCACCAGGGUAUCGGGAUGUGGGUGAUACAAACGAUGAGGUAGAGAUGGGUGAGAAAGCAGGUGCAGGUGAGUUUUUCGAAGAAGACAUGGGUGACAAUGAAGAUGCUUAUCCCGAAUUGCCAAACAUUUUCAAUGAUAAGCUCAAUUGGAAGGAGCAGGAACCUAUUUUAGUUGUUUCUGUGGAAAACAAAGAGAAUUGGAAAUGGUUCUUAGAAACUCUUUCAGAAGAUUUGCAAUGUUGGAAUGAUGGUAACGGUUUGGUUCUAAUUUCGGAUCAACACAAGGAGUCCGUCGGAGCCAUCAUCACCUCCCACAGCCACUACCUGAUGCUACCUUGUUGUUGUUUCUCCCCCGACUCCUACAGGGAGGUAGCCAUCUCCGCUCCCUCCCUUCUCUAUAACAACAAACACCUUGAACCCAAGUGGGUAACAGAAGCAGGUGGCUCCGUCACCUCCUCCUCUUCUAAUGGGUUCGUCCGGCAUCGAUCGUCAAGGAAAGAAGGAAGGCGAUCGAAGCAGUGGGUCACGAUAGGGUGA